UUUACAGGAAGGGACCCUGGCAAUAGUGACUCCACUCCCCCAGUGGGGUCAAAGGCUAAAAUCCCUGAUGGAGGGUCUGGGAGAGUUCCCGUGGCGACCCUGGUGUGUCUCUGUGUUCUACUGCUCGGCUUGGCUAUCACUCUGGCAGUCCUCUAUGCUUCCAACAUGACUAGUCUUCAAGCUGAGGGGGCUCGCUUUGCCCAGAUGAAAGGGAAUCUAACAGGGAAACUGCAUGAACUGCAAGACAGCUAUAAGAGACUACAGAAUGAGACCCACAUCAUAACAGUCCAGGAAGAGAUGUUCUCCUCAGGUCUUCGAGACUGUGAGGCCAACCUGACUAGGGUCAAAGAUCUCCUGGCAACCAUCCAAGUUCAGUUCAAUCAUUCCCGGAAUCAGAAGGAAUGUAAUGCUGAUACAAAAUCAUGUUCACCUGGCUGGGAGUUCUAUAAUGGAUCAUGCUACUACUUCUCUAUAGGCAAACUGACCUGGGAACAGAGUCAGCAUGCCUGCAUCCGUGACGGAGGACACCUGGUCAUUGUAGAGAGUCAGCAGGAGCAGGAGUUUAUAAUCAAAAGAUUUGUGAGAAGCACUGAUUUUGAUAACAGCCCCUGGAUUGGACUGACAGACAAGAAGCAAGAGGGAGUGUGGGUCUGGAUGGACAAUACAACUCUUGAUGACAGCAUCAAGUUCUGGGACCCAAACACUGAAACAUUUUCAAGCCGUCCAGAACCAAAUAACUGGGCGCCAGGUGAAGACUGUGCCCGAAUGGGUCAAAUAUGUUCCAGUCGGAUCAAAUGUUGGUUUGACUUUUCAUGUGACCAACCAUGUCGGAGAAUCUGUGAGAGUCGUGCAGCCUGUGAGAGACCUGCAGCCACUUCAUAGUGCUGCCAAAUUGAAUGUAUUGAAUUAGUAACCAGCACAAGGUACUGCAUUGUAGGGCAGUAUAAAGGACCAGUUUCCCAGACACAGAUUAAACCUAGUCCUGGACUAAGAAGCAUAUUCAAGAGAGAUUCUCCAUUCAAAGUGUUUCUUAGUCCAGGACUAGGGAUUAAUAUGUGUCCAGGAAACCGAUCUGUAAUGUCUAAUUUGGAUUCAUGGAGAGUACUAGCCAUACAAUGAAUAUACCAAGCACUGGAGUUGCACCCCCACCCUCCCUUUUGCCCUCAGAACAGCCUCAAUUCAUCAGGGUGUGGACUCUACAAGGUGUCGAAAGCGUUCCACAGGGAUGUUGGCCCAUGUUGACUACAAAGCUUCCCAAAGUUGUGUCAAGUUGGCUGGAUGUCCUUUGGGUGGUGGACCAUUGUCAACACAAACAAUACAAAAAACAGCAGCGUUGCAUUUCCUGACACAAUCCAGUGUGCUUGGCACGUACUACCAUAACCUGUUAAAAGACACUUAAAACUUGUCUUGCCCAUUCAUCCUCUGAAUGGCACACAUAAACAAUCCAUGUCUCAAUUGUCUCAAGGCUUAAAAUCGAAGUGACAUCAAAAAGAAAUCAUGGAGUUGCAAAGAAAAAAAAACAUAUCUCAGACUGGCCAAUUAAAAAUAAAAGAUUAAAAAACACAGACACUGGACAGAGGAACUCUGCCUAGAAGGCCUGCAUCCCGGAGUUGCCUCUUCACUUUUGACGUUGACUGGUGUUUCGCGCAUACUAUUUAAAAGUUCUUAAGGAUUUUAAGGCUAUUCCAUGCGAAAAAUUGCCAAGAAACUGAAGAUCUCGUACAACGCAGAACAGUGCAAACUGGCCCUAACCAGAAUAGAAAGCGGAGUGAGAGACUCCAGUGCACAACUGAGAAAGAGGACAAGUACAUUAAUGUCUAGUUUGAGAAACAGACGCUUCACAAGUCCUGAACUCGCCUACCAUUAAGUGCUAAGUUAUUCAGUUAUAUUCAGAUAUUCAGGAGUAACAUUAAAACAGAGUAAUAUGCCCCACCAACAUUAAACAAUUAUACAGAAAACACUCAAAUUGCUGAAUCCAGUAAAUGAAAUCAAUGAUGACCGAAUAGUCAGAUUAACUGAUAACUAAACUAGAAGUGCAGAUGUCAUUAUUUUGCAAAGUGUGUAGAUAUAUAGGUAAUUCAUCUGUGGGGGACAUCUGAGAAUGCGACUGUACAGACUUGUUAGUGCAGCAGAAAGAUCAGCGUACCCCAAAUGUAGAGGUUGUGAGUUUCAAAUCCCAGGUGGGGUCAUAUUGAAGUGAUCAUGUCAAAUGUACAGCAUGUCACUCACCUUAAAACUCAUACACCAUCUAAUUACAUACUUUGCAAAAAAGACUCAUGUGAAAUGUGCGAUUUCACAUGAAAAUCACAUUUUCACAUGUGAAAUAGCUGUUUUCACAUGUUAAGCUGACAUUUUCACAUCUUGAAACCAUAUGUUCACAUGUAAUAACUUAUUAAAUGCACGUUAACACUACCUUUUCACAAAAAUCACGGUUCCACCUCACGUGAAAAUAGAAUUGCAUUUUCACACUUGAAAAAAAAAUCACAUUUGAAAAUCAAAAUAUGCUGUUUUAGUUGUGAAAAUGUUUUCACAUGUAGUUUCAUGGUAUCACAUUGAAAUGUUGUAUCCCCAUGUUGUCACAUUUAUUUCACAAGAUCAUGUUUUCACGUGCUAAAAUAGUUUCACAUGUGUAGUUUAAUGUUAUCACAUGUCGCUUUUACAUGUCGUCACAUGCCAGCAGCAAACCACCCUUAAUCCCACUGUGCUGGCUUGCCUCUGAAGCUGAGCAGGGUCGGGCCUGGUCUGUCUCUGGAUGGGAGACUGCUGGAAUUGAUGUUGGAGGGUCAGUAGGGGCCACUCUGGUCAAAGGAGAUACCAGAGCAGUCUAGGUGACAUUACCCUGCUUUGGGUGCUGUCUUAUUGAUAGGAAGUUAAAUGGUUGUCCUGACUCUCUGUGGUUAUUAAAAAUCCCAUGUCACUUAUUAUAAGACUAGGGAUGUUAACCCUGGUGUCAUGGCAACAUUCCCAACCUGGCCCCCUUCCAUCACAUCCACCUAAUCAUCCCCCUCAUUACUAGUUGGCAUAAUACAGUGUCUUCAGAAAGUAUUCACACCCCUUGACUUUUCCACAUGUUGUUGUGUUACAGCCUGAAUUUCAAUUUGAUUACAUUGAGAUGCUUUGUCACUUUGUCACUGGCCUAAACACAAUACCCCAUAAUGUAAAAUGGAAUUAUGUUUUUCAAAAUGUUUACAAAUUAAUAUAAAAUGGAAAGCAGACAUUUCUUGAGUCAACCCCUUUGUUAUGGCAAGCUUAAUAAGUUCAGGAGUGAAUUGUGUUUAACAAGUCACGUAAUAAAUUGCAUGGACUCACUCUGUGUGCAAUGAUAGUUUUUAACAUGAUUUGUGAAUGACUACCUCAUCUCUGUACCCCGAUAAACAAUUAUCUCCAAGGUCCCUCAAUUGGGAAGUGAAUUUCAAACACAGAUUCCACCCGAAAGACCAGGUUUCCAAUGCAUCUUAAAGAGGGGCACCCAUUGGUAGGCAAAAUAAAAAGAAACAGACUUGAGUAUCUGUUUGAGCUUGGUGAAGUUGGUAACUACACCUUGUCACUAGAAUGAUUCAGGUGUCUGUCACGACUCCUACCGAAGGUGCUUGGCUGUCCUCAUCACCGGUCUACUCGCUGCCACCGAUCCCUUUUCUGUUGGUUUUGUCUAAUUAGUUACACCUGUUUCUUGUUUACAUUUAGUUGGGCUAUUUAAGCUGGUCUGCCCGCCUGCUCUUUGUGCGGGCUUAUUUUUCCCACUGUGUUUGUGUGUGGUAGUGUAUUGGUAGCGUGUUUCGUUUUGGGGUUUUACCUCUGGACUUGUUAGGUCCUGGUUUUGGGUAUCGUGUUUGUUGCGCCCUGGCGCGCACGAUUUUCCCCAUGCCUAAACAAAGCACUACUCAGUACUUUCUGCAUCCUGCACCUGACUCCGCACCCACUACGUUUAUGUGUGUCACAGUGUCCUUCCUCACUAACUGCCAGAGAGGAAGGAAACUUCUCAGGGAUUUCACCAUGAGGCCAAUGGAGACUUUUUAAAACAGUUGGCGUUAAAUGGCUGUGAUAGGAGAAAACUGAGGAUCGAUCAACAACAUUGUAGUUACUCCACAAUACUAACCUAAUUGACAGAGUGAAAAGAAGGAAGCUUGUACAGAAUACAAAUAUUCCAAAACAUGCAUCCUGUUUGCAGCAACGCACUGAAGUAUCGCAAAGCAAUACACUUUUUGUAUUGAAUACAGAGUGUUAUGGUUGAAGCAAAUAUAAUACAGUAUGUUAAUAAUGAGUACCACUCUUCAUAUUUUCAGGUGGUGACAGCAUCAUGUUAUGGGUAUGCUUGCAAUCGAGGACUGGGGAUUUUUUCAGGAUAAAAAAAACAGAGCUAAGCACAGACAAAAUCCUAGAGAAAACCUGGUUGUCUGCUUUCCACCAGACACUGGGAGAUAAAUUCACCUUCCAGCAGGACAAUAACCUAAAACACAAUGCCACAUCUACAAUGGAGUUGCUUACCACGAAGAUAGUCAAUGUUCUUGAGUGGCAGAUAUACAGUUUUGACUUAACUCUACUGAAAAUAAAUGGUAAGACCUGAAAAUGGUUGUCAAGCAAUGAUCAACAACCAAUUUGACAGAGCUUGAAUCAUUUGAAAAAUAAUAAUGGGCAAAUAUUGCACAGUCCAGGUGUGGAAAGCUCUUAGAGACUUACCCAGAAAAACUCACAGCUGUUAUCGCUAUCAAAGUUGAUUCUAUAAAGUAGUGACUCAGGGGUGUGAAUGCUUUUAAUGUUCAAUACAUUUGCAAACAUUUCUAAAAUCGUUUUCACUUUGUCAUUAUGGGUAUUGUGUGUAGAUGGGUGAGAAAAAUACAUAUUUUAAUACAUCUUGAAUUCAGGCUGUAAACACAACAAAAUGUGAAAUUAGUCAACAGGUAUGAAUACUUUCUGAAGGCACUCUCUCCUCACCUCUCCACCUAAUAGUUGAUGUGUGGUGAGAGUUCUGACACACAAAUGGUUGUCUUGCAUCAUCCAGGUGGGUGCAACACAUUGCUGGUGGAAGAGGUGAGUUUCCCCUACUAUGUAAAGCACUUUGAGUACCUCAGUUGGUUAAAAAGCGCUAAAUAAACACAAAACAUAACACAAAAUAUACUGUUAUACUGUUAUUAUGUUAACAAUGUCAGUGUAAACAAACAAUGUACAUGAAUGAAUUUCCCUAGCAACAUUCCUCAGCUGUAUACCACAACAAGUGGCAGGGUGGCCGUUUUGUGGUAGUGUCAAUUACAGACUGCAGCUUUAAAUGGUCCCUGAUUUACCAUGUCCUGCAAUCCCACUUUAGUACCAUUUACUAAUAAUCAUAUGCCCUGUUUAAUCAAUUAAGGAUAAAACAAACGAUCUAAAGCAUUUAAACUUUCAGAAUUUAUAUUAUUGUCUUAUUCCUUUUUUCCAUCAAAGGUGUAGUAAAUCAGGUAAUUAGUGUUCAUACACAAACACACUCACUCAGUACUUACAGAGUAACACACAGAGCAAGGUGGACUCCAUUCUGUCCUGACGAUGAUCUCUGAACUACAGUUCUUCUGACAAAUCCCUCUACUUUACUACGGGAAUAAAUAUCACUGAUUUACAAAAAUAUUGGAACAAAGUUGUCUAAUGAAGCCAAACAAUUUAACGGAAACCCCGAGGGUUUAAAUGAGAUUUUUCUCUGAAUAGAAACACCAUAAUAUUAAUCAAAUCAAAUCAAAUUUAUUCAUAUAGCACUUCGUACAUCAGCUGAUAUCUCAAAGUGCUGUACAGAAACCCAGCCUAAAACCCCAAACAGCAAGCAAUGCAGGUGUAGAAGCACGGUGGCUAGGAAAAACUCCCUAGAAAGGCCAAAACCUAGGAAGAAACCUAGAGAGGAACCAGGCUAUGUGGGGUGGCCAGUCCUCUUCUGGCUGUGCCGGGUGAAGAUUAUAACAGAACAUGGCCAAGAUGUUCAAAUGUUCAUAAAUGACCAGCAUGGUCGAAUAAUAGUAAGGCAGAACAGUUGAAACUGGAGCAGCAGCAUGGCCAGGUGGACUGGGGACGGCAAGGAGUCAUCAUGUCAGGUAGUCCUGGGACAUGGUCCUAGGUCCUAGGGCUCAAUCAAAUUAAUUAAGCCACAUUUCUUAAAAUCAAUCCCAUUUACUAUGUUAUUACAAAUAAGGUUUUAAAUUCUCCGGUAAUGCCAAUAUGGAAUACUAUCAAAUGCUUCUCAAAGAUGCCCUCUGGUGGUCAAACUAGUGUAACCGGUGUGAAAUUGCUAGCCAGUUAGUGGGGUGCGCGCUAAUAGUGCUUCAAUCAGUGAUGUCACUCGCUCUGAGACCUUGAACUAGUUGUUUCUUUUGUGGAGAGAUGGGUAACGAUGCUUCGUUGGAGGCAGUUGUUGAUGUGUGCAGAGCGUCCCUGGUUCAAGCCCAGCGAGGAGAGGGAAGGAAGCUACACUGUUACUUUAGCAUUAAUUAACAGAUAAAAUGGCUGACAAAUAGUCAACGUUCCACAGAAUGCUGCAGCAACCCGCAAGGUGUGCCGCAGUAUGACACAACCUUUAAAGGAGGAACCACUAUAUCCAUCUCUGGCUAUACCAGACAAAGCCAUGGCAAAUUGGGUUUCCAGAACUGCAGCCACAUUUGAGCUAUUUUCCACAGGUCAAACGCUUUUGCUUUUAGCCAUAAUUGACUGCCAAAUCUCUGUAGUUCCUCCACAUAAGCAGCUGGAAGUGGCAGAUACGUUUUAUAGUUAUAUUUGUAAACAUGAAUUGUCUGCGUAUUAAUAAUUAGACAUACAGUAUGUAUAAAAGAAGAAACAUUAUUACAUAGUCGGUAGGUUGUUGCUUGAUUGAUUUAUUCAUUGAAUGAUUGGUUUAUGUAUUUACUUAUUGAUUGGUCAAUUUGAUUGAUUGGAUGGGUUUCCCAUUUUCAAUUCAGCUGUUUUGUUUACACAUUUCCAGCAUGUGCAGUGCUACUGUAUUCAUCUGCAUGUUUUCACAUUCAUUUACAGAAAAUAAGACAGUAUGCAAAACGCUCUACCGCUAAAGGGGAAAUCUGCUGUUGAAAUAAUAAUAAUGUGGGCACCCUGCCGCCAUUUUGUUUUUUACAAUUGCAAUGUUUACAAACAAUGGAGUUAAACAAGCAUAUGUUGUAUUCUACAUGAAUCAAUAGUUAUAUACCACUCAUUUAAAAGUAUGUAGCAAUCGCAAAUUGCCACUUCAAAUAUGGAUGAAAUUAGACCAAAACAAAAUAAACAUUAAA
Oncorhynchus keta (chum salmon) is the source of this 7232-nucleotide messenger RNA. RefSeq names its product hepatic lectin-like. The annotation marks the transcript as partial. Lineage: Eukaryota; Metazoa; Chordata; Actinopteri; Salmoniformes; Salmonidae. The transcript is spliced from 7 exons. The record is from RefSeq and is a predicted model, not a curated record.